AUGUGGUAUUAUCUACUACAGACGCAUUGUAAAGGAAACCCAAAGCUGAACUUCCACAGGUACACGAUUAGAGCUCUUGAGGAUGAUUUCAAACAUGUUGUUGGUAUUAGUUGGAUGGCACUCAUAUUUCUGGAUAGCAUUCAUUCCCUUCAUCUGGGAACAAAGUUGGAGCAUGUGAUAUCAAAGUUAGCUCACGAAGUUGCAGAAAAGCAUGUAGCCAUUGAAGGAGACUUAGUGAAUGCUUUCGAGAUUGCCUUCUUCUUUUGGAUUUGGGUUACGUACGGCUUUGAUUCAUGCGUAAUGGGUCAAGUGAGAUACAUUGUUCCAAGAUUGUUGAUUGGGUACAUCUACUGUUCUUCAGCGGGUGUUUACCUGAAAUCUGAUAUCUUGCCACAUUGUGAGGCACAAGGGGAAGCUAGAGACAGCGAGCUUACUGCAAUCAAAAGGUGUAAACUAGACUCUAUACGUCCUGUCUACAUCUACGGUCCAUUAAACAACAACACCGUUGAAGAAUGGUUCUUCCACUGCCUCAAAGUUGGUCGCCCUAUCCCAGUCCAAACUCUGGCAUCCAAGUCUCAUAACUCGGACUUCGCAACAGCCUUUCUCGCCGUGCUUGGUAACGAGAAAGCCAGCAGAGAGAUAUUCAACAUCUCAGGAGAGAAGUAUGUCACAUUUGAUGGCUUAUCAAGAGCUUGCGCUAAGGCUGGUGUGUUUCCAGAGCCAGAGAUUGUUCACUACAACCCUAAAGAGUUUGACUUUGUGAAGAAGAAGGCUUUCCCUUUCCGUGACCAGCAUUUCUCUGCGUCGGUGGAGAAAGCAAAGCAUGUCCUUCGAUGGAAACCAGAGUUUGACUUGGUAGAUACUACCCAUUCUGCAGUAUUCUGUGGCCAACAAACCAAAGCACAGAAGAGGAUUCAUCAUAAGAAAUUCAAAAUGGUGACGUAUGAAGCUAUGAAGGAGACUGCUUCCAUGUGGCUACAAGAGAGGUAUUUCCGCAGGAUGCAAGGUGAUAAUUAA
Molecule: messenger RNA, 1017 nt
Organism: Eruca vesicaria subsp. sativa (arugula)
Lineage: Eukaryota; Viridiplantae; Streptophyta; Magnoliopsida; Brassicales; Brassicaceae
Source: the annotation of a GenBank genome assembly